Molecule: messenger RNA, 1272 nt
Organism: Anisakis simplex (herring worm)
Lineage: Eukaryota; Metazoa; Nematoda; Chromadorea; Rhabditida; Anisakidae
Source: the annotation of a GenBank genome assembly
AUGAAUGUGAAAUGGGGCAGACGAUUGGUGCUCGGCAUGCUCUGUUAUUUUACAAUUCAUUUGAUCGUUAAUAUAGUCGACAAUCGGCGAGUGAUCGAUCGUACUGAAAUACCGACAAAGAAAGAAUCCGAUGGACCGCUAGUGAUGAAAGAUCUGGCUGAUCGCAAAGGCAAAGUGUUAUCGUUAGUGCUUCAGCAAAUUUUCAAUCUCAUUGUUUUGUGUCAUUAUCUCCUCGUAAUUUUUUCUAUCUUUUUACUCGAUGCAAAACCACUGUUGUCACGCGCUGAAGAUUUGGUAAUGCAUCCACCGGAGAAUAAAACGUAUCAAUUACCUGAGAUUCCGGAAUCCUUUAUUAAGAAAUUCGAACGUUUCGCUAAAGUGAUCCAUUUGGAAACUGAUGAAUUUUUGCUAUUCACCAUGAUCAAUCGUGCUUAUUUGAAUCUCACUCUGAAUUGGUUGUGUAACGUCGCUCCUUUCCAAUCGAAUAUUCACGCAAAAACGCUCAUCGUUAGUAUGGAUCGGCAGAGUUGUCGUAAAAUCACGAAAGAAUGGCCAAAAGUUAGAUGCGUCUCAUUUGAAGUGCCGGAGGGUUACAAUGAAGCGCUGAAUUGGGGUCGUCAAAGCUAUAUCAACUUGUUGACACUUAGAAGUGAAUUGAUGGUUAAUCUGGUGUCGCUGGAUAUUCCAUAUAUUUUGUUCGAAACAGACUCAUCGUGGUUACGCGAUCCAAUGCAAUACUUCGGAAACCGGACAAUAAUCGAUGAUGCCGAUAUCAUAGUUCCAAAAAAAGGAUAUGACUACAAAGGCCAAAAGUAUACGUUCGACCCGAUGAUUGUAUAUCCCACAAACGGUUCCAGGAGUAUGCUAAUGGAAAUGAAACGGCGACUUCUUGAUGAUCCGAAACUUUUUGAUCAAGAUGUUCUUGAGGACCUCUGUGGCAGUCAAUAUUUUGGCGUUGUUUGUCGUCAAUUCGAAUGGGAGGAAAUCGCCGACGGAAAGUGGUUCAAGCUGGCUGAUGCUCAACGCCGUGACAUGAAGCCCUACAUCGUGAACAAUAACUACUACGUGGGAGUGGCGAACAAAAUUGGUCGACAGGCACUCAACGGACUGUGGUUCCUUUCGCCAAAAGGAAACUGUAUCAAGUCAAAAGUUCAGAAAAUGCUCGAGAAAUACUCACCUGAGGCCGCGAAAACGAAGAAGAACGCUAAGAAAUUAGCACAUAAGGUUACAAAAUCAAAUAAGAAAGUCACUGCAAAGAAACAGGGUCGAUAG